AUGCAGGCCAAAACUAAGGCGGAUACAAAUCCUUCAAAUGUGGAAACUCAGCAACAGGUCAAGCACGAAGACUCAAUGUUCGUAGCUCUGGCUAGUUUGAAAGCAACAGAGGCGGGCGAUCUCAGUAUAUCUGAAGGAGAGAAGCUGGAUAUUAUACAAACCAGGUCUAAAUUCUCACCACUGCAUAUUUGCACAUCUACCGGCAGUUUGAAACAAGCCACUUUCCAGGGCAGAUGGCUGGUGGACGGCAAAAAACGAGAAUGGUGA
Molecule: messenger RNA, 267 nt
Organism: Strongylus vulgaris
Lineage: Eukaryota; Metazoa; Nematoda; Chromadorea; Rhabditida; Strongylidae
Source: the annotation of a GenBank genome assembly